Messenger RNA from Lutra lutra (Eurasian river otter), 8423 nucleotides. RefSeq names its product MAM domain containing glycosylphosphatidylinositol anchor 1 (gene MDGA1). The transcript has 17 exons. Gene Ontology annotation, biological process: synapse organization; homophilic cell-cell adhesion. The coding region runs from base 1079 to 3946 and encodes 955 amino acids. Gene Ontology annotation, cellular component: axon; neuronal cell body; plasma membrane. Gene Ontology annotation, molecular function: protein binding; axon guidance receptor activity. The record is from RefSeq and is a predicted model, not a curated record. Lineage: Eukaryota; Metazoa; Chordata; Mammalia; Carnivora; Mustelidae.
GCGAAGCCCAAGUUGCCGAGCAAACGGAGCGCUCCCGCGGCCCCGAGCCCAGCCGCCGCCGCGCCCGGGAGCCCGGCUCGGCCCCGCCCGCUCGGGGCCCCCGCUGGCCGAGGCCGCCGGGCGGGGGCGGGGACGACCAACUUGGGGCGCGGCGCAGCCCCGCUCUCGGGAGAGCAUCGAGCCCGGGAGCGCCACGGCCGCGGCCAGACGGCGGGAGCUAAGCACGGCGAGCGGAGGCGGCGAGCGGCGCCCGCGCCGCAGCCCCGGCCUCGCGGAGAGCGCGAGUAUUUUUCAAACGACUCAAACUUUCCUCCUUUCCCCGCUUUCUGGGGUCUCUCUUGCCUGGAAUUGCUCUCCUGAUUCCCGCGGAGCGCCGGGGCGCGAUUCCUCCCCAGGCUUCCUCGGUGGCUCGGUUAACUUCCCGGACCUGGGGACCGGUGGUUCUCGCCCCUCGGCCGAACCCAGCCAGCGUUGCUCCCCCGCUCAGGAGGGCCGGGGCCGGGGCGGGAGCUCCUUCGCCUCCGGGAGGGCGCCCAACCUGGCCCCCCUGGGUCGGGCUUCUGAGACCCCAGCACCCGCCGCAAGACUGGAGACAGCGGAUUAACCCCGAGCGAAGCCCCGGCCUUCCCGUCCCCGCUCGGCGGAGGGGCGUCCCCUGGGCGGGGAAACGACAAGUUUGUCAGUCGUCGGUGGCCUGUUGGAUCGAAGAGUCCCCGCCGCCGCAGAGGGGUUCCUGGGGCCCAGCACACGGAGAAGACAGCCCUGGGGACCCGGGGCGGAUCGGCCGCCGGGCUCCUCGGGCCGGGGCGCUGGCUGCUGAGCCGGGCGCGCCAAGGCACCCGGGGCCGGGCCAGCGCCCCCUGCGUCCCCACGCGGGCAGAGGCCCCGCGGGAGGAGAAACCCGGGUCGCCACCGCCGCCACCGCCGUCUCCCCAGUCUCCUGGUCUCCGUCGCCGCCCCCUCCGUCGCCUCUCGGGGGAAGGGGGGACGCAGGGGGCAUCGCGGGGCCCCGGCGGAUGCGCCCCCCGCCACCUCUCGGGCUGCGCCGCCUCGCGGGGAUGAAGCACCGGCCGUGAAGAUGGAGGUGACCUGCCUUCUACUUCUGGCGCUGAUCCCCUUCCACUGCCGGGGACAAGGAGUCUACGCUCCCGCCCAGGCUCAAAUUGUCCACGCAGGCCAGGCAUGUGUGGUGAAGGAGGACAACAUCAGUGAGCGUGUCUACACCAUCCGGGAGGGGGACACCCUCGUGCUGCAGUGCCUUGUCACUGGGCACCCUCGGCCCCAGGUGCGCUGGACGAAGACCGCUGGCAGUGCCUCGGACAAGUUCCAGGAGACGUCGGUGUUCAACGAGACGCUGCGCAUUGAGCGCAUUGCGCGCACGCAGGGCGGCCGCUACUACUGCAAGGCCGAGAAUGGCGUGGGCGUGCCUGCCAUCAAAUCUAUCCGCGUGGAUGUGCAGUACCUGGAUGAGCCCGUGCUGACGGUGCACCAGACAGUGAGCGAUGUUCGAGGCAACUUCUACCAGGAGAAGACGGUGUUCCUGCGCUGUACUGUCAACUCCAACCCACCUGCCCGCUUCAUCUGGAAGCGGGGCUCUGACACCCUGUCUCACAGCCAGGACAAUGGGGUCGACAUCUAUGAGCCCCUCUACACCCAGGGGGAGACCAAGGUCCUGAAGCUGAAGAACCUGCGGCCCCAGGACUACGCCAGCUACACCUGCCAGGUGUCUGUACGCAACGUGUGUGGCAUCCCGGACAAGGCCAUCACCUUCCGGCUCACCAACACCACGGCACCACCAGCCCUGAAGCUGUCUGUGAAUGAAACUCUGGUGGUAAACCCGGGGGAGAAUGUGACCGUACAGUGUCUGCUGACAGGCGGUGAUCCCUUACCCCAGCUGCAGUGGUCCCAUGGGCCGGGCCCGCUGCCCCUGGGCGCUCUGGCCCAGAGUGGCACCCUCAGCAUCCCUUCAGUGCAGGCCCGGGACUCUGGCUACUACAACUGCACAGCCACCAACAAUGUGGGCAACCCUGCCAAGAAGACGGUCAACCUGCUGGUGCGAUCCAUGAAGAACGCUACAUUCCAGAUUACCCCAGAUGUGAUCAAAGAGAGUGAGAACAUACAGCUGGGCCAGGACCUGAAGCUGUCAUGCCACGUGGAUGCGGUACCCCAGGAGAAGGUGACCUACCAGUGGUUCAAGAACGGCAAGCCGGCACGCAUGUCCAAGAGGCUGCUGGUGACCCGAAAUGACCCUGAGUUGCCUGCGGUCACGAGCAGCCUAGAGCUCAUUGACCUGCACUUCAGCGACUAUGGCACCUACCUGUGCAUGGCUUCCUUCCCAGGGGCACCCGUGCCUGACCUGAGCAUCGAGGUCAACAUCUCCUCUGAGACAGUGCCUCCCACCAUCAGCGUGCCCAAGGGAAGGGCCGUGGUCACAGUGCGGGAGGGCUCGCCCGCUGAGCUGCAGUGCGAGGUUCGAGGCAAGCCGCGGCCGCCGGUGCUCUGGUCCCGCGUGGACAAGGAGGCUGCGCUGCUGCCCUCGGGGCUGCCACUGGAGGAAACCCCGGACGGGAAGCUGCGGCUGGAGCACGUGAGCCGCGACAUGAGUGGGACCUACCGCUGCCAGACGGCUCGGUAUAAUGGUUUCAACGUGCGCCCCCGCGAGGCCCAGGUGCAGCUGAACGUGCAGUUCCCGCCGGAGGUGGAGCCCAGCUCCCAGGAUGUGCGCCAAGCGCUGGGCCGGCCGGUGCUGCUGCGCUGCUCGCUGCUGCGGGGCAGCCCCCAGCGUAUCGCCUCGGCCGUGUGGCGCUUCAAAGGGCAGCUGCUGCCUCCGCCGCCUGCUGUCCCCGUCGCCGCCGAGGCCCCCGACCACUCUGAACUGCGCCUCGACGCCGUCACCCGCGACAGCAGCGGCAGCUACGAAUGCAGCAUCUCGAACGACGUGGGCUCUGCUACCUGCCUCUUUCAGGUCUCGGCCAAAGCCUACAGCCCGGAGUUUUACUUCGACACCCCCAACCCCACCCGCAGCCACAAGCUGUCCAAGAACUACUCUUAUGUGCUGCAGUGGACCCAGAGGGAACCCGAUGCUGUGGACCCCCUGCUCAACUACAGACUCAGUGUCCGCCAGCUGAAUCAGCACAAUGCCAUGGUGAAGGCCAUCCCAGUGAGGCGCGUGGAGAAGGGGCAGCUGCUGGAGUACAUCCUGACUGACCUCCGUGUGCCCCACAGCUACGAGGUCCGCCUCACGCCCUAUACCACCUUCGGGGCUGGGGACAUGGCCUCCCGCAUCAUUCACUACACAGAGCCCGUCAACUCUCCCAACCUGUCAGACAACACCUGCCACUUUGAAGAUGAGAAGAUCUGUGGCUACACCCAGGACCUGACAGACAACUUUGACUGGACACGGCAGAAUGCCCUCACCCAGAAUCCCAAGCGCUCCCCCAACACUGGUCCCCCCACUGACAUCAGUGGCACCCCUGAGGGCUACUAUAUGUUCAUCGAGACAUCAAGGCCCCGGGAGCUGGGGGACCGAGCCCGUUUGGUGAGUCCCUUGUACAAUGCCAGUGCUAAGUUCUACUGCGUCUCCUUUUUCUACCACAUGUACGGGAAGCACAUCGGCUCCCUCAACCUCUUGGUGCGGUCCCGGAACAAAGGGGCCCUGGACACACACGCUUGGUCUCUCAGUGGCAAUAAGGGCAACGUGUGGCAGCAGGCGCACGUGCCCAUCAACCCCAGCGGGCCCUUCCAGAUUAUUUUUGAGGGGGUUCGAGGCUCUGGCUACCUGGGGGAUAUUGCCAUAGAUGAUGUCACACUGAAGAAGGGAGAGUGUCCCCGGAAGCAGAUGGAUCCCAAUAAAGUGGUGGUGAUGCCGGGCAGUGGAGCCCCCCGCCAGCCCCACCCACAGCUCUGGGGGCCCAUGGUCAUCUUCCUCUUGGCAUUGCAGAGAUGAUGAGAGCUGCGUGGCCCCCCCACCCCGCCCCCGGCACACCAAAGUGUCCGCAUCGUACCAAAGACUGACCCCCGCCAGCCGGGGUGCCCAGGGGCAGGGCCGGCCCGCCAGGGAGGGGGCCUGCACUGGCUACGAGGAUGAGCAGAGAACAAGGACAGAGGCCCAGCGCUGAGGCCCUGGAGACAGUCGUUCGACACACGCAUACACUCACUCACACACACACAGAGAUAUAUUAAAGCACAAGUUUCUAUCUGACCUGCCAGCACCUUCUUUUCUUCGGAGACAAGGGACUCGCCAGAAUGGCGUCCGCCACCCCAGGGACCUCGGCGCCACGUGGGCCUUGUCCUGGCUGCACCUGUGGUGUGUUUCUGACCUUCCCUCGUUCCUCAGACCAUUGGCUUUACCAGAAGGGAGCCAGAAGGGGAGCCGACUCAGGAGCCCACCCUUGGCUGGACUCUGGGACUCCCCGGGAUGGGGGAGGCCAGGGUCACAAGAGGCCGGGGGGUACCUGGUGAGCUCUGUGAAUGUCCCCCUGCGGGCAGUGUGAGGGAGGCCAGAUACCUGCUGCAUGCCCUCUGUUUUCAGGGCAAGGGCUGGAAGGUGGAGACCUCAGGUCACCUUGACCCCUUGACCUGUUCUUGGAUGUCAUAUCCUCCCCGCACCGCGCCCCCUUUGAAGGGACCCAGCACAGGGUCUUGGGCCUGGGCAGUCUGAAGACUGACACCUUCCUUCUGCUCCAUCUAACCCCAUCCCACCCAUAAGGAGCUGGAUUCCUGAGAGCACAAUCCCCACCUUGGUCAGCAGGCCUAACCUUAGUACCCACUGCCUCUCAAAGGAGUGGGGGUGGGGGGUGGUGGUGGCCAGCCAUUCCCCGGGUGAGGCUUGACUUUGAGAGGAGUAGAGAAGAAGGCCUGUUUUUGCGAAUUCAUGCUCUCAUGGCAUUUGGGAGUAGAGUGGAGACUUCAUUUCUUCUAUACUUGGUAUGAAGUGGUGUGCUGGAUAGGAGGAUGUGUGUAAAGGGGGUACCCUCCUCCCCCUCCACUGCAAAGCACUGGCCCUUCCCUGCCCAGGGGCAGUGAAGGAGGGGUUUGCAGAACUGGGGCAGGGAGUGGGGCAGUGGCUGGCCUCCGUGCUGCCUGGAGUUAAGCUCAUGCCUGGAACUGUGAAAAGGCUCUCUGUCCACGGGUUCUGGGUUGGGAGCCUAGAUGGGCACGGUGGAAUCUAGCCCUCUCCUUCUCAAUGUCAUCCCUGAGAUCCCACCCUGCCAUCCGUGGGAGAGAGGAGGCCCAGCCCCUUCCAGGAUGAGUCUUCAUGCACGUGUCCAUGGGGCUGUGUGUGCGUGUGUGUGUGUGUGUGUGCGCGCGCACGCACGUGAGUGUGCCUGCCUGUCUGUGUCUGUGUAGCACUGUGGGUACAUCUCUGGGCAGGAGUGGGUGCCAAUGUGAGUCUGCACGUGCAAUUACACAUAUUUGUUUGUGAGGCUGGGCCUAACCCCUGGCUCAGUGCGCGCCUGUGGAUGUCAGCAUGCAUGUCCCCCUUCACAAGUGACACAAAUGUCUGUGAGUGCUGUAGCACUCUGUAGCCUACUCUGUAGCCUACUGCAGAGUAGUACUAGCCUACUCUGUAGCCUCAAGCUGCCUGCCACUGCCCCACCUUUCAUCCCCUAAGGAUGACAAAGAGCUUACAGAUGACCCUACUGAAAUUCAAGCACCUUUGGUGGCCCAUGCCUGGAGCAUUCGGAGGGGACAGCUGCCAAGCAGAGGGAGCCAGGCAGUGCCAAGAGGCAGGCAGGGAACCAGUGCAAAGGCUGCCCAUCUCACUGCCCUGCCAGGCCUGUGCUAUCAUCAUCACCAACCAGCUGGGGGGGGGGGGGGCGGCGGUGGCUGGGCCAGGCCUGGAGCGGGGCCUUCUGAUCCCGGACCAAUCUGGCUGUCUUGCUGGCCCAUCUGAGGCCUCUCUCCAAAAUGAGUGGCUCCAGGUUCCCAGAACACGCUUGCAUCCCGUCUGCUGAGUAUUGUUCCUUAAUUGUCCCAUCUGUGCAGGGUCUGUUGCCCCAACUAGACUGUGAGCUCCUCCUCUGAGCCUUCCAACCCUCUCACCCAGCCCAUCCCAACCUCAUGCCCAGCACAAGUGGGCCUGUUAGGGAAAUCAGAGAGGGCUUUGCCCAGCGGAAUGGAUUCUAUAAAUCAGUGAUUUCCAGCCCCAGCUGUAGAAUCAAACCUCCAGAGGGUCUUUUAGAAAGCACGGAUGCUUGGUCCUACCCUCAGAGGUUUUAAUUUAAUUGGACUGGUAUGCAGCGUGGUAUCAGAAACGUUUAAAAGCUCCUCAGAAGAAGCCAGGAAUGUGAACCACUGGCCCAUCACCUGCCAGGGGCUUCCUCUGUGCCCUUGCUGGGGUGGGUAUGGAGAUCCAGAGAGGAAUGGCACCGGGCACCUCCUCCUUGGGGCACCAAGGUCCUUGGUCCUCGUGUGUGGACCGGCAAGGUUGGUGCCUGUUUGUGUUUGUGUGUGUGUGCGCGGUCUGAAGGGACUGUGGGUGUCCAUGUGUGUACUAACACUUCCAGUGUGUGAUGGGAACUCCUAGGAUGUGCCGGUCUGUGUGUGGGAGGAUGGGGUCUGCAAGGAAAGAGAGUCUUCUUGUGUCCCAGUGUUGGUGUGUCUGUGUCUGCCUGUGAGUCAGCACCUCUGUGUCAGUGUCGGCUGUGCCGUGGGUGGCAGCAUCUGUGUGCCGGUAGGUGGCCCGUGAAGACCCCCAGCCCAGGGGAGACCAGGCUGGCUGGAUCCAGCACAUCUCCCCCGAGGCAGUCUCGCCCUCAGGGUCAGGGUGGCUGAGGCAUUUUGUGGCCUUAAAACAGGGAGUCCGGGGUCAGCUCUCAAGGCGUUAGGGUUUAUUCACCUCUGUUGCCCCCUGUUUGAUGUCUGGGGAGACCCCUGGGGUCAGGUGCCUUACAGGCAGAAGUGCGGGAGUCUCAGCUGGGCUUUGCUGCUCCUGGGACCACAGGCAGGUGCCCAGGGUGCCCAGCUACGCCUUCAAACCACGCCCCCCACUUCCCGGGAUGCUCCCCCCACCUAGCUUCUCUGGGAUACUCUGCACUCUCUUUCCCAUUCAUUUUCCUUUCUCCCUGUGCUUGGUGGAAACCCGGGGCUCAGGCUCUCACUGCCUGAGGCCAAACCUCUCCUUGUGUAAAUGAGAAAGGUGCAGGGGUGGGGGUUGGCCCAAGGUCACACACAGCCCCUGGGGGUGGAGCCAGCUUUGCAAGCCAGGUGCUCCCACCCUGGGGCGGUCACACUGUGGGCCAAUGCCUCCAGCCUGGCACCAGGGGAGUUUGGCCCAGCUGCCCUGUCUCUGGGCACUGGUACAGAUGCUACAGAUGUUUCUGGGAGGGCUCUAGGAGCCCUUUCUGGCCUCUCAGCCCAGGCCACUGCUCCUCCCACCCCAGAUCAGACCUGAGUGCCAUGUGGACUCUGCCUCCCUGUGCCUCCACUGGCUUUAGCUACUGCCUAGGCUCCCAGAUAAAAGGGACUGUUUCCCCUCCCCAGCCCUCUGUACAGAGGGUACAAAGUCUUGUGUUUUCCUCUUCCUGAACUCAGGGGGCUUGAUGGCAUUUCCAAGAUCUGUUCCAAGGAUGAACCUUCUCCAGGGAGUCCCUGUAGGGCCACGGGUUGAGGUUCUGGGCUCUGGGGAGCCCUCCAUACUUCCAAAGGCAAGAUAGCAUGACCUUCUCUGUUAAUCAGUGCUGUGUGAGAGUGUGUGUCUGUGAGGGUGAGGUGUGUGUGUGUGUGUGUGUGUGUGUGUGUGUUUGUUAUGUAUAUAUGUGAGGGUGUGUACUGGGGCAGAAGGACCACUCCUUCCUAGGGAGCCUUUGACCAUGAGAGCUGGAAGGGACCUUAGAGACCAUCUAAUCCAGUGCCCCCACGGUACAGGUGAGAAAGCUGAGGUCAGAGACAUGUCACUUGUCCACCAUCACCACUCCCUCCUGUCACCUGCAUCCAUUUCCCAGAGGCCCCACUAGAAGUGCCCUCCCUCCUGGCACCUCCCCACCACCUCCUGGCUGCCCCCAUAAUCACCUUCGAAGCUCAACUCUGCUGGUCCCUCUGACCCAGCGGUCUCCAAGCAUCGUUCUUGCCCCAGGUGGGAGCUCACCAAGGCCGCUCUCCCCAACCCAGGAGAAGGGGCAGGGGAAGGAGGGGACUGCUUCAGCCCUGAGGCCUCCCAGACUUGAGAGAAAAGCCAACCCCUCCAUGCCCAGGCCCACCCCACCACCAAGGUAAAAGCACAACAGGAGACCCUCAUUUAUGGGUGAAAGGUAUUGGGGUUGUUUUAGUCACACGACCCCGUCCUCACCCCUUUGCCUUGCUCUCUGUCUCCACCCCAGCCUCUGUCCCCCUUUGUCCCUCUUUCACCCCCAAGCCCCCCAAAUGUAACCUCUAGUUGCGGACGCGGUUGUUUCAAUCAAUAAAGCUGCAGUGUUCUAGUG